AUGCUGUUAUCAACUGUUGAGGUUCCAGCUUCCGAUUUGUCGCCUUCAUCGGUCCGCGUGCGACCGCUUUUGCUUAGUUUGAUUUCUAAUAACCUCGCCUAUGCACGUACUGGCGAAAUUCUUCUCCCGGCAUGGGGGUAUGCCACCGUCCUCGAAAGCACGACGGACAUCGCGCUCGGGUCGACUCUGUGGGGGUUCUGGCCGACCUCAGGCCUUCCGACGGACCUCACGCUCGUUCCCGGGAAACCUAGCGGCCACUGGAUUGAGGUCAGCGAGCACCGCAAGCAGCUGAUGACGUACUAUAAUCGCUACGUGGCCGUGAGUGAAGAUGAUUGGGAGCAGAUGGCUUGGACUGCCGCUUUCCGCGCGAUCUGGGGCGCUGGGUACCUGCCUAGCGAGUAUUUUUUUUCUCGCAUGCUUGGCCAGCUUGUCAUCCUCUCGACGGCGCGUUCCCUGACGUCUAAUCUUUUGUGUCGCCCGCCUGGGACAGGGCCGUUGGGUGUUCUGCAGGUUACGUCUGUGCCGGAGACUCUGGAGCAGGCCGCUGAGCAACGGAUUGCGAAGCAUCAGUUGGUAACUGGGCCAGUAAAAGCCUUGGCGUAUUCUGAUGUGGAUCAGACUGUGCUAUGGCUGGCUCGUCUGGAGCCGUCUAAGCUGGUGGUUAUUGAUUGCGAUGCCCCGGGGGAUGUGCUUGUGCAACUUCGCGACCUGGUGCAAGCCCACCCGGAGAUACAGAGUGCCAAGUUUGUGAUCAUCCUGGUUAGUGGCCAGCAGAAGGUAUACACUGAGGCUGACAACCGGGAUUGGUCUACAGCCAUACAACAGCUGGGAAAGAUCCAGUCUAAUGCCUCCGGGGCUCAGGAUGCGGCUAUUGAGCCUGAUGGUCCGAAGGAAUAUUUCACUCGUAUCCACCGGCGGUGGGAGCAAUGGCUUGAUGACCGCGCGUCCACAGUUCCUGACAGGCGUCUGGUCUGGGGGAAAGGGGUUACGGGCACGGAGGGACUCGAUGGAGGGUGGGACCGGCUGACAAAGGGGGAUGUGCGGCCGGAUGAGGCGUUGGUGUAUAUGGUCUAUAUGGAGUAG
Aspergillus alliaceus is the source of this 1083-nucleotide messenger RNA. RefSeq lists its product as uncharacterized. The transcript has 4 exons. The record is from RefSeq and is a predicted model, not a curated record. Bases 1 to 1083 code for a protein of 360 amino acids. NCBI's taxonomy places the organism in Eukaryota, Fungi, Ascomycota, Eurotiomycetes, Eurotiales, Aspergillaceae.